AUGAGCUCGACACAUUCAGAAGAAUGGAAAGACCCAGUUUCUGCAAAAAAGACUUUCACUGACGAUGACGUGGUGAAGAGUCAACCUGCAGUGAAGCCAGAGAUGGUGUUGAAGAACUUUGCUAGGUCAUAUGAUACGCCACCUCCAAAUUCAUAUCAGAAGUUUAUUAGCAGUUUAGGUACAACAUUUGGUAGUUGUGGUAUCUUUUGUUUCCUUUGUCUGAAUCCAUAUAAGAAAGUUGAUCAAGGUGAAGUUGGAUUGAUCCAAACAUUCGGUGCAUUAUCAAGAACAGUAGAACCUGGGUUAUCUUACGUGAAUACAUGGUCAGAGACAUUAACCAGAGUCAGCGUGAAGAUCAAUAUUAGAGAGAUCCCAGCACAAAAGUGUUUCACCAGAGAUAACGUUAGUGUAAUCAUCACUUCAGUCGUUUACUAUAAUAUUAUUGAUCCUCAGAAGGCAAUCUAUUCAAUCGAUAACAUCCACUCAGCUAUUAUGGAAAGAACACAAACCACUCUUAGAGAUGUAAUUGGCUGUCGUGUUUUGCAGGAUGUGGUCGAGAAGAGAGAAGAGAUUGCCGAAUCUAUUGAACACGUAAUUGCAAAGACGGCCUUUGACUGGGGUGUCAACAUUGAAUCUAUAUUGAUCAAGGAUUUGACAUUACCUGACAAGGUCCAGAGCUCAUUAUCCAUGGCUGCUGAGGCAAAGAGAAUCGGUGAAGGUAAGAUCAUAAAUGCUAAAGCCGAAGUUGAGAGUGCUAAAUUGAUGAGAAAAGCUGCGGAUAUCUUAGCCUCUAAACCAGCUAUGCAAAUAAGAUAUCUUGAUGCUAUCCAAAAUAUGGCUAAGUCUCCAGGAACAAGAGUUAUCUUCAUGCCGUCUGCCCAAGAAGUUGAACGUUUAGCAUCUUCAAACAUUGGAAACGAACAAACUAGGAUUCAACCUGAUACUACUGGCGAAUUACAAGAAAAUACUAACUGGGCUGGUUCCCAACCUACUUCAAAGCAUAUAGCUGAUACCGUUGCUUUGCAAGAGGCAAUGAGCUAG
Messenger RNA from Priceomyces carsonii, 1041 nucleotides. RefSeq lists its product as uncharacterized. The transcript has a single exon. The coding region runs from base 1 to 1041 and encodes 346 amino acids. Gene Ontology annotation, cellular component: plasma membrane. The record is from RefSeq and is a predicted model, not a curated record. Lineage: Eukaryota; Fungi; Ascomycota; Pichiomycetes; Serinales; Debaryomycetaceae.